CACUGAAGUCAGACAGCGGAGGGGACAGCUAAUGUGUAACUUAGGUUAGGCAAUCAGGGGGGAUAAAUAAAUAUGGACCCAGAUUGUCUCUUGGAAUCAGUUCCUGAGCACGAGAAACAGGGCAAGAUUGUCUUCCCAAGAUAUCAAAUCUAAGAGAGGUAUUGCUGAAGCUGCCAUUAACCAUGAACCUAGGAGUGGGUUUCCUCUGUUUCCUUGUAUGCAUUGCCACCAUUGGCUGUGAUCGAGUGUAUGUCCACCCCUUCUACCUGUUUUCUAUGAACAACACAAAGAGCCACAGUUGUAAAGAGCUGGAAGUCAGAGAACAGCUGAUGAAGACUUUCAUCCCCAUCUCAAUUGAGUCUCAUCUUGCUUCAGAGUCUGAAGAGAGUCUGAGAAACCGAAGCGAGGAAGAAAAAAAUCGUUUAGGUGUAAAGUUCUUGAGAGAUCCCAUUCAUACAGUUGGUGCACGCUUCUACCAGAAGUUGAGGGAAAUCUGCAAAGAAGAUAAUAUUUUUCUGUCCCCCAUCUAUAUAUAUGAGUCUUUGCUGGCCUUCUACUUAGGGGCCUCUGGAACAACAGCAAAUAAUCUGCAGACCUUGUUAGAAUUCAGCUCUCCUUCCAUUGACCCAAACUGCACCUUCAAAAUUGAUGGGCGCAAAGUCCUCACAGCUCUGAGGUUCAUCAUCAAUAGUCCAUUCCAUUCAAAGGAUACAGAAGGACUGCUCUUCUCCAAGCUUUCCUGCCUUUUCUCAGCCCCUGACAUCCGUUUAUCAGAGUCCUUUGUCCACCAAUUGGCCUUUUCAGAUGUCAAUUUCUAUGUAAGGGCAGUUGAUUUUACAAACCCAGCGCAAGCAGCCAAAUACAUUGGGGCCUUUGUCGAAGACAAAACCACACCCAGAAGCAAGAGUCUGCUGGUGGACAUUGAACCAGAAACCACCCUGCUGCUUGCAACCUUCACACAAUUCAGAGUUAUUAUAAAGGGGGCCUCCCUGUUGAAGAAGCCUCAAGACUUCUGGCUGAAUUCGGACACAGCAGUCCCUGUACCUAUGAUGAGAGUGACAGGAAACUUUGAGUAUAAAUGUGAUGGUGACCCCAACCUUAUUGUGGUCAAAAUUCCUGUCAGUAAGAGCAUAUUCCUGCUGCUUUUGCAGCCAACCAACAGCAGUGACUUGGGCAAAGUUGAAAAGCAAUAUUCCUUGACGCCAUCUGUAUCCUGGAUGCAAAAACUGUCAGCAAGACAAAUCCAGUUGACUUUGCCAAAGGUAUCCUUGAAAACCAUUUAUAAUCUUCAGGAACUCCUGGUGAAACAGAAGAUGGCUGAUCUGCUUGGAAAGAAUGCCACUUUCAGGCUGCUAAGCAAUGCUAACUUGACGAUUGGCAAGGUAAUUAAUCAGCAACAUUUAGAGCUCAGUCCCAGUGGAGCGGAUGAAGCUGAAGCUCCCCCAGAAGAAAAUGAAGCCACCGAGACACUCAAAGUAACCAUUGACAAGCCGUUCCUGUUAGCAGUGUAUGAAAAGGAUUCAGAUGUGUUGAUUUAUUUUGGAAGAGUAACAAAUCCUCUGAAAGCAACAUAAAAUGUCAUAAAAGGGAAAGAAAAAAAAUUGGUUUUCCAGUUUUCCUUUCAAUUUUUUUUCUUGACUUAGCAACUUUUUAAAUAGCCUCACUGACUUGUCAUUUGAUAUUUUGAAAUGAAAAUUGAUAUACCUUUCAAAUACAAAACUGAUGAAAAGAAUGCACAGUGCUUAAAAAUAACUGUAUUUCUUUAAGUGGAUGUUGUAGGGAUUGAACACGUUUAUACCACCACAUGGUCAACUAUGGCACCACACAAAAGAAUUCAUAGUACACUUGGAUUGCUAACCCCCUGAAUCUACAAUGAAGUAAGAUGAAUACACAUUAUUUUUACUAAGAGAUAACAUGUCUGAUUCUGUAUUACUACUUAAUAAGGAGAGCUCAAAAAGCUCCUUUUUGGACUGCAGAUUUGGAGAGUUGUUAUUCAAAAAAGUAACUUUCCUGAGCUCUAUUGGUAAGCCAGCCAUAUGAUAUUGUCAUAUGUGCUGAAGACAUUUUACUAUACUUUGGCACCAUUUCAGUAACCCAGGAAAGCAAUGUGAUUGCUCUUAGUGCUUGGCAAGACAAGAGAAUCAACUGACCAAUUUUCCAAGUGGCCUAAAAAGGAUUAACUCAAAAUACGGCGCAGUGGUUAAAUGCCUGUACUGCAGCCAUUUACUCAAAACCACAAGGUUGUGAGUUCAAGACCAGCAAAAGGGCCCAAGCUCGACUCAGGCUUGCAUCCUUCCGAGGUCGCUAAAAUGAGUACCCAGACUGUUGGGGGCAAAUUAGCUUACUUGCUAAUUAGCUUACUUGCUGUUCACCGCUAUGAUCUUUGGAAUAGCGGUAUAUAAAUAAAAAAAAAACAAAUUAAAAUCAUUUUGCUUCCUGGGCCUAAGGCCAGAAUGGUGCCUGUGCCUUCUCUGUACAGAAGCUAGGUUCACUUGCAGGUGAAUUUUAUUUUAAAAAGAACAGGAUAUCCUUCUACACCAGAGAUGAGAGCAGCAGUUUUCCUGGGCUCACUAAGCUGGCUACAUGGCAUCUAACCAGAUCUAUCUUCCAACAAGGAGAAGUGGAGAGGUAUCUCUGGAGGAAUUACCAGGAAUGGUGCCACGUACCUCUUAAUACAUCCAAGCACCUGCCAGGUGAUGGUAGGUAUGCCCUGAAACUAAGUUGUUGCUUGGAAAACAGUUGUUGUCUUCAUUCAUCCUGCUUUAUAGCUUCAUAGGAUGACCUAUUUGACCCUGGAGCCUGGCAGCUCAGACUGGUAGUGAUACAGAUUAUAGCAAAUGAAAAGGGCCAUUGAAAAAUAGAAUUGCUUAACCUUCUGGUUGUUUCAUGGACUAUGAGAAUUCCUUGUGCAAUUGGAUAGCAUUCUGUCCAGAGAGCAGCCAAGUGUUUCCAGGUGUGUGUGUGAUUUCUGUGUGUCCCAGGCUCUGGUAAUCAGAAACAUCAAACUUCUGAAUACAGACAGUUUGUUUACUGUAUCUGUUUGCUGCCUUAGGUCCUCCACUGAGAGAAAAUAAAAGAAAGAAAAGAAAUAGGUCCAUUGGAAAUUAGGCUGAGUAUUGCAUAAACCCAGAUUGAGAGCCACAGGCUGCCAAAUACCUGUUUUAAUGAAAACAUAGUUUAAGAUGAAUUUCUUCUAAAUAACAGUAUUUAUGUGAAAAUAGAACAUACAGAAAAGGGGGGUUUACUUUACUUCCAGCACCAGCACCCUUUCUCAUAAUUUCCUGUUUGCUUAUCAAGAUUUAGCCCUUACUGUUGAAUCUAUCUAAUCUCGUCCUUUAAUAAGAUGGGGGUCUUAGUUUUUUUAUUAUACUUCUCACAAAUCCCUUCAGUUCACACAAUUACCAUGCUGGAUGUACAUUAUAUUAAAAUUCUGAUCUACACAGUGCCUUUGAACUGCAUUACCCAUGAAGCUAUAGUCAAUAUAAAUAUUCUGAUUAUCAAGAAGAAUUGAACUAAAACCUGGAGCAGGUUAUGCUAGAAAUUAUUAUGUAAAGGGUGGUGUUUGCUUUUGAAACAACCUGUUCUAUGCAACUAAUACUGGGACAUUAAAGUAAGUAAGAUUUAUUUCCUCUCACACACCCCUCCAGUUAUAGCAACAAGGAGACAUCCUGAGAGGUUCAAGAGAUAAGCUACUGUUUUUUUGAAAAAGGGCUGGAAUUUACAAUCGGUCAUGAAUGUGUAACCUAGAGUUAUGCAUCUGUAGCUGAUUAGUAUUCACUAAUUAGUAUUCACAUGUAUUCAUGAUUGUGGCAACAGCAUAGAAAAUAAGCAGGAAUGGAAAAAGUCUCUCAAUUCUGCCUUAUCAGGCAGCAACCACUGCGAGCAAUGGGGCUCUAUCCCCCUUUGACUAGGACAUAGCAGGUUGACAUUUCUGCCUACCACCAGCCAGUGAUCUCUGGUGCCAGGAAGAAUGAUGACAGGGAUCCUGCUUCAAACUGUCACAGCAGAGAUUGCCAUCUAUCUGCUGUGUAUAGAUUGACUGGAGAACAGACCUCCGGUGUUCGCAAUGCUGCCUGGUAAUGAAAGGAUAGUGGUGGGGGUUUGAGCCAGGAGACACUAUUUAGUUAAGUAAAUAUAACUAAUAACCUAAUCUAGAAUCUUGACCAAGAUGUUUGUUUACACUGUUUUCUGUCCUAACCUGUUCAAAUAGCUCAGAAGUUACAAAGCCUAUUUACUUAGACCUGUAAUAAGCAGGCAGAGAUCUAACUACAUAACAUUUUAAAAGUGGGAAGGUAUUUGAACCAAGGUCUCCUCAAGAUUGUUCAAAACCCAAUAUAUUAAUCCACAUAUAUUAAGUUUGGGUUUCAAUAUGCACAGGAGAUCAUGUGCUGGGGAAAACGAAUUAAUGAAGAAUAUUUCCAAGUGGGUUUUAUGGAUCCCUAGCUAGUACAACCUAGCCCACUUGGAGUGUCACCAUAUCUCAACUAUAAUGUCUGUAUACCUGAUUCACAGUGAUAGUAAAAUUCUUGUAAUGAUUCUGUUGUGGAGAUAUUUCCAGAUGAUGUAGUUGAGCAAGAAUGCAAAGAAGACCAAAAUGCAGCUUUCUAUUAUCAAAAUUAGAUUAUCACUGACCUUUCCCACAAAGCUCUAUUGCAGAUUUUGCCCCUUAAUUUAGCCUUAAAUCUUGAAUUAAAUUUAAAAACCAUAAAUGACACAGGGAAGUUUCAAAGGAAGUUGCAAACGCAUACGUUUGUUUUGAAAUUCAAGACCUAAUUUGUUUUUAUCUCUUCUAUGCAACUUAAAUAACAAUUGUUAAGCUCAAAUGCCAGUAAUUACUAUUCUUAGGCAUGUAUCAUAACAUUUUCAUUACACCUCUUCCCCCUCUGAUUAAUAAAAAUACUCCAAAGAAACAA
This is a messenger RNA of Sceloporus undulatus (fence lizard), 4913 nucleotides long. It is a transcript of the gene AGT, whose product is annotated as angiotensinogen. The record is from RefSeq and is a predicted model, not a curated record. Gene Ontology annotation, molecular function: serine-type endopeptidase inhibitor activity. Gene Ontology annotation, biological process: regulation of systemic arterial blood pressure by renin-angiotensin. The coding region runs from base 183 to 1574 and encodes 463 amino acids. The transcript has 5 exons. Lineage: Eukaryota; Metazoa; Chordata; Lepidosauria; Squamata; Phrynosomatidae.